AGAGCGGCUCUACUACCGCAGUCCCCACUUUCGAGCGUAGUGGAAGCAGGUGCUGAUGCAGUCUCCGCUGCUGAUUAGCUACGAGCAUCCAGACCUGGCCAAGCUUCCAGACUUCCCGAGCUUGUCGAGGAGCUCCUCUAUUGCCAGUACUCAAUGUGGUUCCGGCUCAGGAUCUGCUGGAGCCACACCCAUUGGGCUCGAGGGGUCGCCCAAGCAGGAUGAAAAAAGCGGCCAUCAGGACCCAUUGAACAAGAUUGACACGGCACUGCUUUUGCAGACAUCAUGGAAACACCGUGUGAAGGGCAUCCCUGACAUGGACUACCCAGCUCCCUUGAUCGUGGUGCGUGACGCUGCUGGAUUGCCUGAGCAGUACAACAUGUGCGUGCGCAACACCUUUUGGGAGAUGAAGGAUAGCGCUCAGGGAUCUUUGGCCGAAUUUUGGGCAGAACGCCAGAUUCACUCCUGCCCUGCAAGCCGACUUGGAGCUGCAGAGCAAGACGGUGUAUCGAGUAUGACCUCGGAGGCCUUUCUCCCUACACCAGCAACACCAGCUUGCCAAGAGCCUUGCAAAACAUCCGAGGUUGGGGAGCACCAUCAGCCGCAUCCGGCGCUGGUUCAGGAUGUUCCGCAGCGCGCAGCCAGCCAGCCAAUAUGUGGCGCUGUCCAAGCAAGGGGUGCUGUCCAGUCCCAGGUUUAUGUGGUGCCCUCGCAAGCGCCAUUGACCACUUUUCCGUGGAUGCCAAUGUUUCCAUACGGGGCUCAAAGACCCGGACUUGUGUACUCGCCUGCGAAUUCCCCUACCACCUCUCUCUCCAUUCCGCGAGUGGCUGCACCUGCAGUCGCACCGCCGCAACUGCAGGCCCCGCCGUUCGCGGAGGUCAGUGCCCCACCACCACCUAUGCAAGCUCCUUCUGUGGCCUGUGACCUUCCCAAGGAUAGCGCCAAGUCGGACAAGGUGAACAUUGCUUCCAUUGCUUCAGUUGGGUCAGCUGGCCAUGACGAUGGUACAUGCAGGCCGUGCGCUUUCAUCUUCAAGAAGGGAUGCGAGAGCGGAGCACUUUGUACAUUUUGCCACCUCUGUCCACCAGGCGAAAAGAAGCGCCGGGCAAAAGAGCGAGGUUCCAAAAAAGCUGAGGAAAGUUGAAGGGACACUGAAUUGCGGUCUGUAAGGGCAGACGGUGCUGGCAUCCUCGUCGAAGAUCGGAUGAUGUCUCACCAAUUUCUUCGGUUGAUGGCUGACAGUGAGUUCAGUCACCGGAAUGCUGCAGGCCACACUGAGCGUUGCUGUCUUUGCUCAUGCCAAACUGAUGGCUCCAGGAUGGUUCACAAGUAAUGGCCCAUUUUUGAGCUCACCGCAUCCAGGAGCCAUUAGGUGAGCUUUUCGCGAAGACAGCAGACCGCACCUAAUGAAGGCCAAGCGAAAUCUUUCGUUUCGCUCACUCGCCUUUAAUCUUGCACCGACCUGCACCCUUUGCUUUUAACACGGGAUGCUGCAUUGCAACCCAUGGAUGGUACAUCGAAGGUGUGCCAUCUCAUUGCUUUAGUCAUCCUCCUUAGCCUGCGCUGAGCCAGCGCAAGCCAUGGGUGCGGAGUGGCGUGCACGUAUCACCCAUGUCUGAGAGGAGUCACGGAAUCACGCCUGUGACCCGAAAAAGCCCAGUGG
This is a messenger RNA of Effrenium voratum, 1663 nucleotides long. Lineage: Eukaryota; Dinophyceae; Suessiales; Symbiodiniaceae. The record is from the annotation of a GenBank genome assembly.